This is a messenger RNA of Capsella rubella, 289 nucleotides long. RefSeq names its product defensin-like protein 113. The record is from RefSeq and is a predicted model, not a curated record. The coding region runs from base 7 to 249 and encodes 80 amino acids. Lineage: Eukaryota; Viridiplantae; Streptophyta; Magnoliopsida; Brassicales; Brassicaceae. The transcript has 2 exons.
UAGAAAAUGACUUAUAGCAAGAAAACGCUAAUCGUGUUUGUCUUUACAAUCCUCUUUGUCAUGUCUUCUGUUCAUUGCUCUAAAAGCAACCCUGAUUACAGUGACCAAGCAAAUGGGCAAUGCUACAGUCCGUGCAGGUUCGGGGACGAAGAAUGUGAUAUAUGUUGUGUUGGAAAAAGUGUUAAGUACUUCGGCAAAUGUAUUAGUAGAAAUUGUCAUUGUUUGAUUAAGGCUGAUUUUGAUUUUUGAACCCAAAAAAAUAAAGAUUAAAGCUGAAUAAUUUUAUUGA